CACUUCCAGUCUUAAUUUGUAUCACAGAAGGUGAAGACACGCGGAUCGUUCACUAAGAUGACAAGAUGUGCGUUACUUCAAGUUCUUCUCCUCCUGUUAUCUGCUCGUUUUGCCUUUUCAGGUGUCCACACUCAUUAUUUCUACACGACUAUCACCAAUGAUUUGACUUCCAACAUUCCUUAUUUUAUGAUGACAAGGACAUUAGAUGGCGUCACUCUUUUCUGGUAUGACAGUGACAAUGAGGUGGUAGAACGUCGAGUGCCAUGGUUUAAAAGUCGAAAUCAAACAUUAUUGGAUGCAAGUAUUUCUUAUUAUUCAGUACAGAGAAAUUGGCAAAACUUUCUACAUAACGUUUCAAAUGUUUUCAAUCACGCAGAAAGAUACCACGUUCUGCAGAUAUUACAAGGGUGUACGCUCUAUGAUAAUGGCACAUUCCAGGCUGCAUUCACUUUGCGCUAUGACGGAAAACCAUUAAUGUCUUUCAACGUGGAGACUGCGAGAUUGAUAGCAGAGUCUCCGGAAGCUGAGGAAUUUGUAGAAAACUUUAAUUCUAAUGCAACUAUAUUACAAGAAAACAAAUUUAUUUUGCUGAAUAUGUGUACGCCACACAUAACGGAACUGCUGUCAUUGGGAAACUGCACAUUUAACAGGAAAGAGGCUCCAGUUGUGAAAGUGACUCAGGUCCCUAAAGAGAAUGCUGGAGUUAAGCUCUACUGUCGAGCAUAUGGACAUUACCCCAAGGACAUCUUCAUAAUGUGGUACAAGAACGGACACCAGAUAAGUGAGAUGAUGAUGGAAAAGCUGACCCUGCCACUUCCUGACUUGACAUAUCUGACCUCAUUAUCUUUCAAUGUUUCGGCUGUGGCUGAUGAUGUUUAUACCUGUAAGGUCAACCACAGUAGUAUGCUGCUGAAUUUCACACAAGAUCUAAGAAUUUCAGGUGAUUUUGAAAGUCUAAGCAGCACUUCUUCGAAUCCAUCUACUGGGGCGGUGAUUGCUAUCUGCCUGGCCAUCAUCCUGGCCAUCACUAUCAUUGUGUUUAGCUCAGUAUCAUUUUUAAAAAGGAGAAGACAAUGAUAUCUGUCAUUUCAAGGAAAUGUAUCGAGUAAGAGAUCCUAUUACAUUACCUGACAUGGAGCUGCAACAAUCCCCGAUAUAACAAUUCGCCAUUCCACUGGUCAAUUAGAACUGCUUGGGGGAGAAACAAUAGAUGCUAUAAUCGUUUGUCCUCUGACACUUUAUAUAUUGUUGGAAAUGCAGCAGAGCGGUGCCGCGGCAUGGGGCUCCCUUAAAGGGAAAGUGUUUUUUGUGACGCCAGUUGCAUUUCAGCAACGAGGGACUGGGUCCCCCUUUUAGUAGGUGUAGUGGUACCCAGGAUAGGAAUGACAGAGUGGUGUAAGGGUGGCCUAAUGUCCCUUGGUGGUGUUGCAUGUGUCACGGUGCUCCUACCUGGAUAUGCUGGAACCCCAAGCGUGGCCGUCCGCUGCAGUGAAAAGGGUAGUUGGGAAGGGGAUAAUGAAAUGAAUUGAGUACAGACUUGAUAUAACAUUGAACAGUAGCUUUACUUGAAUAAACUUGCAUCAGAAACAAUCUUCAAGCCCUAUCUUGGUCAUCAGCAGGUUUUGGCUUAACUUUUGGCAGGAAAACACAUUUGGCUCUGCUACAUCUGUCACUCUGACUCUGCUGUGCUAGCAGGGUUAAAUAGAAACUUGUCCUUUCUGCUGUACUUUUCUUUCUGUAGUCUGACUCUCUUUCUUUAUCUUUAUCCAGGGAACUUUUCCUCCUGGCUUCUCUGAGGCUCUUAGCGCUUUUCUCUUGUUCCAGCAGAGCUGAUGGUGCUCUGCUGGCCUAGGCAGGGCUCCCCCAGAAGGGAAGAACUCCCUCCUGCACAACCUCCCUCUUGCAGGGGGUGGACUACACACCACCUCUCCCCUAGGAGGGGAAGGCUAGACUCUCUACUGCACACAACCUCUCCCCUAGGAGGGCAAGGCUAGACUGGCCUUCACUAACUAACUAGACUCCUCCCUAUCUAGAGAGGGCUAGAAUGGACAAAAAGAUUCCAUUCUAUAUAAACUAGCUCUGCCAACAUUGCCGCCAUCUG
Molecule: messenger RNA, 2101 nt
Organism: Bufo bufo (common toad)
Lineage: Eukaryota; Metazoa; Chordata; Amphibia; Anura; Bufonidae
Product: major histocompatibility complex class I-related gene protein-like
Exons: 5
Coding region: 58-1077 (339 amino acids)
Biological process (GO): immune response
Cellular component (GO): external side of plasma membrane
Source: RefSeq, a predicted model, not a curated record